Messenger RNA from Armigeres subalbatus, 2100 nucleotides. RefSeq lists its product as uncharacterized. The transcript has 7 exons. The record is from RefSeq and is a predicted model, not a curated record. Lineage: Eukaryota; Metazoa; Arthropoda; Insecta; Diptera; Culicidae. Bases 302 to 1717 code for a protein of 471 amino acids.
UCAGGCAAAUGAACAUACGAUUAUCAUAAUGCAAAAAUUAUGAAUCCUCAAAACCUCUUAUAAAAUCAAUAACAUAAGGCACUAAUGUGUUUCAUUUCAUUCCUUUCAAAAUACAUCAGGUGAACGUACGUAAUUCAUACGUUACGCAUACUAGAUUUCAUAAGGUAAGAAUGGAUGUUAUUCAUGCGUCACGCAUACUGGAUUUCAUAAGGCGUGAUUUUGAAUGUUGAAUGAAUAACGAAAAGAAAAAAAACAUAUACUUGGCAAAUUUAGUGUGACUGUACUUUGCGAAAAACUCAGAAUGGCGGAAAAGAUUUUGGAAGCCAGUGUUCUUAUGAACGAUUUUUUAAGUCAAGUUCCGGCGGAAUGCCUAAGUUUUUUAAAUUCAAUCGGUUUCAACACUUUUGAAUUACUAACAGUUGCCGAAGAUGUUUUUAUCGCGACUGUGAACCAGCACGCGAAUCCGUGGGGUGCUACCCAAAUGUGGUGGUGGAUUAAAGAGUGGAAGAAAAGAAACCAACUCGACAACAUCACUGUUGUGACAGAUACAGAAGUAAACGAAGGAGUCAAUGCCGCAGCGGAAGUGGAAAACAACGUGGAACCGGAUGAAAAACCUGAAACUGUAAACCUGUAUGCAGAGGCUACCGAUGACACCAGUGAAGGCAUUCGAAGCAUGUCUGCUCCUGAUGCUCAGGAAUGUAUGCAGGAAACGAUUAAUUACACCGGUGAAGGAAGCAGCAGCGCUCCGCAUACCCAAAUAACACCCGAUGCAUCAUCAUCCAAGUCGAAAAUACCUUGCAAGGAACAAGCGAAUGCGGAAAUCGUCAGUGAGCCAAUCGCCAUCACUGUAUCGAGAAAGUUGCACUUUUUCUGUCCAGAUACGCUAAAAGCCAUUCUUUCGGAAUCACUGUUUGGAACACAGAUUCUGAAAGCAUCGGAAACAUUAUCUCUGUCGAACGCUGGUCGGAAGUUCGUUGUGGAUACUGUGGCAAAAUUUCACAUUAAUCAAGGCCGAAAAACAUCCGGAGAAAUAUUGGAUGAUUACAGCGAUGCCAUUAUUGCGCUCUUCAGAAAGGAAAGCAAGCUUGAUAUCGACUACCGUUUGUUGGGAUUUGGUGACCCAAAUAUCCCCGUCAGGAAGUGGGACCUUUGCUUCGAACCUAUCGUCAAAUUUGCAGAGUUGCAAGCAAGAGAUCCGUCGGCAAAAGACUUGAUUCAAUCGAUUACAGAUUGUAGCUCAACGUCAGAUUUCAGAUUGUUGAAUGUGCUGCUGCUAUUAAAUACAGUAUUGAUUCCGGUGAAGGCCUCAAAAGGUUUCAAACCUACAGUAGCUACAGCCCAAGCAGAUACGUUUCUUCUAGCUGGUAGUCGAGAACAAGCACAGCUUGAAAUUCGAAAAGUCUACGAGGUUUACGAGAGACAGAAGUCUCCUAUGUGUCCGAAACUCAUAGUCAUUGGCGAGGAUUUGAGCAAUACGACUGGAUUUCAAGUAGUAUACAACAAUUCAGUAACAUAUGAUUUCAAUAGCGCUGCUCGUGCUAUCGAUGCUAUGGUUAAACUACAUAUUGUACUGGGUUUACCAUUUUCUAAAAUAUCCAAGUUAGUUUGGGUAUUUAUAGAAAAAUACUUGUAUAACGUCGAAACAAAUUAUGGUGGCUACUUAUGCAUUAAUCGAUUGAUCUCAUACAUUCAGAACCACAAUGAUGUGGCAAAAUGAUGCGCACUUGAAGUUGGUAACCAUUUUGCUUAACUGGUAAUUUCAUUCUAAGUUAUCGUUAAUAACCGUUAUGUAAAUAUUUUUUUUAACUAUAUGAUUAUUCUGUUUUAGUUUGAUUUACCGCUUUCAAAUAUUUUAGUUAACGAAUAAUCGUUACAUUGUUUUAACUUUAGAAUUCUUUUAUUGCAUCUUGAAUCAUUGCUUUCAAUUAAUUUUACUAAUAAAUAAUCGUUAUGUUUUUUUUAAACUAAAAAUCUUGAAUUGAAAUAAAAAAAAGAAUGUGUGUCACUGCUAGUCUCGUCCAGUCCAGUAUGAAGAGAAUAUCAUUCGAUAAAAUUUUCAGUUCAAUCAGUUUUUUCAUUAGUUGGAGCAUUCAAUUUGAA